AUGCCAGGACACAGACGUCAAGACAGACCCAUACAUGGGAAUGAAUCUACCCAGCAGAUAGAGAUAGAGGUGACUGUUUCAGGGUCAGGAAGUCCAGGCCUGGAAGAGGAGGAGGACUCCCGUCCGACCGUGUGGAGAUGGCAUGACGGAUAUCAAUGGAGGCUGUACCAGGACGACAUGCAGGUUAAGAUUCACCAAGAGUACAACCGGAAAAAGGACGGGACGUGUUUGGUGAAGAAACGGGAUGGAAGCUACCGGAUAUACUUCAAGUCGAUGCAAGAAAAGUCUUUAGAAGAAAACAUACGCCAUGACGUACAAAGACUCCAUGUAGACUACGGGAACUUGCAAAUCUUAAAGCAGCGGAAUCGCUCCAGGACUAACACAAUCAUCCCACACCUGGCACCAGGUCUGCGGAAAGGCCGAAACUGAAACUAAAGAAACACCGCAGUUUAGUUAAUGUUUACCCGUCAUUGAGUGAGAGAGUGAGUGAGUGAGUGAGUGAGUUUGGUUUUACGCUGAUUUUAGCAAGAUUCCAGCAAUAUCACCUCGUGUGUGUGUGUGUGUGUGUGUGUGUGUG
Messenger RNA from Haliotis rubra (blacklip abalone), 577 nucleotides. RefSeq lists its product as uncharacterized. The transcript has 4 exons. NCBI's taxonomy places the organism in Eukaryota, Metazoa, Mollusca, Gastropoda, Lepetellida, Haliotidae. The coding region runs from base 1 to 429 and encodes 142 amino acids. The record is from RefSeq and is a predicted model, not a curated record.